UACAAAGCCCUAAACCUUCGAUGUCUCACGGCGAUGGCGAGGACGAGGAGGAAGCGCUUGGUUUCGAGGAGCUCGGCUUGGAUCCAAGGCUACUGCGAGCCAUCGCCAAGCGCGGAUUGCCCAAGCCGACGCUGAUCCAGCAGACGGCCAUUCCACGCAUUCUGGAGGGGAAGGAUGUUGUGGGAAGAGCCAAGACCGGCUCCGGGAAGACGUUCGCAUAUUUACUGCCAAUGAUCCACAAACUUCUAGCGCAUACGGAGAAUGCUACCGGUCUAAAGGCUCUUGUUCUUGUUCCAACGAGAGAGCUUUGCCAACAGGUCUUUGACGAGCUAGAGUCUCUAUUAAAUUUUUCUGGAGGAGUUCUUACGGCAGUCCAACUUACAACAAGUAUGUCGUCAGCUGUAGUGAAAGGGGCAGUGACCAGACGUCCAAACAUUGUUGUUUCUACACCUGGUUGCGUUGCUUCGUGCAUAGCGGAUGGCACAAUCUCGGCACCAUCUUUAAAGGAGUCACUUGCUACUUUGGUGCUUGACGAGGCGGACUUGCUACUAUCAUAUGGUUAUGAGGAGGAUCUGCAGAAGCUUGUUUUGCAUGUUCCUCCUCGGUGCCAGUGCAUUUUGAUGUCCGCUACGACGAGUGCAGACGUUGAUAAGUUGAAGAAGCUCGUUCUUCAUGAUCCGGUUACACUGACGCUCACGGAAGUGGAUGGUUCUACGAAGGACGAUGUCGUCCCCAGUACUGUCCAGCAAUUUAUGGUUCGCUGCGAAGCUGAGGACAAGCUCUUGCAUCUGCUCACACUCGUACGCUUUGAGUUAAUUCAGAAGAAGGCCUUGAUAUUUGUAAAUGCUAUCGAUACAAGCUUCAAGAUCAAACUGUUCCUCGAGCAGUUCGGCAUCAAAUCCGCAGUUUUGAAUGCCGAGCUUCCUCAAAAUUCUCGUUUACACAUAUUGAAGGAAUUUAACUUGGGAUUAUUUGACUACAUGAUAGCCACCGACGAUGGCAAGUCUGAUAAGCUAGAAACCGAGGAUCAAGCUGGUGGAAAACUGAAAAACAGAAAGAAACUCAAGAAGAGGAUUAUGGAUGCGGAAUUUGGAGUUGUUAGGGGCGUGGAUUUUAAAAACGUUUAUACGGUUGUGAAUUUCGAUUUGCCAAGAACUGUAACCGGUUAUAUUCACCGUAUUGGUCGAACUGGUCGAGCUGGAAAUGCUGGAGUAGCUGUGUCAUUCGUCUGUGAAGGCGAUGAAGGGCUAUUAUCGUCUCUGGAGGAUGUUCUAUCUGGUGACAGUGGAAAUGCAGGCGAGAAACGAAUUUUGCCGUUUCCUACAAUUACAAGCGGCGCCGUGGAGUCUUUGCGCUACAGAGCUGAGGACGUUGCGCGGGGUGUAACAAAAAUAUCGAUUAGGGAAGCGCGUGCGAAGGAGCUGAAAAUGGAAAUUCUGAACUCGGAAAGGUUGAAAGCACACUUCGAAGACAAUCCAGCUGAUCUGAAGCUGCUAAAGCACGACAAGCCUCUGAGCAAGCGUCAGCCUCCUCAGCAUCUUCGCUCGGUACCCGAGUACUUACGCGACGCAGAGGUCAUGGCAGCGGGGAAAGCGAUGAAAGCCGCCAAUGCGGCCAUUGGUCGACCUUCAGUGAGCUAUACCAAGAAGAGGAAGCAGAACUGGGAACAGGACCCUUUGAAGUCAAUUGGUGUAAGGCUCCUUGAGCACCUCUUCGGAGAUACAAGCUUUCACAGCUUGAUCGUUUUGUUGCAAGGCAUUACACCGAUGGGCGAGAUGUGGUCUCCUACAGCACUAACACUUCUGCAAGCUGGAGUGUCUUCCCCAGCAACCUCAGACUUUGAUAGGCUGAUCACCACAUCUGACUACGAUCAGUCUAGAGUAAGAGAGGGUGAUUUCGGUCUGAAAAUCUUCCAAGUGCCUCUAUCCAGAGAAUGCUGCGUGUCUUAUUGUAAGAUCAUGGCACCCUUCUAUAUUUUUCCCCGAAGAUUUGGAGGCGCUGUGCUUCGGAAUUGCUCAGGUAGCACUCUUUUACAAAAUGUCUGCUACAACGAGGUCUCCAUGCCCAAGCUAUUUCUUAACCUUUUUCUGAUGUCCAAAGCACUUGGUGCUUCUCAGUUUGUUGUGUAA
Messenger RNA from Selaginella moellendorffii, 2129 nucleotides. RefSeq names its product DEAD-box ATP-dependent RNA helicase 16. Bases 21 to 2129 code for a protein of 702 amino acids. Gene Ontology annotation, cellular component: nucleolus. The transcript is spliced from 16 exons. Gene Ontology annotation, molecular function: ATP binding; nucleic acid binding; RNA helicase activity. The record is from RefSeq and is a predicted model, not a curated record. Lineage: Eukaryota; Viridiplantae; Streptophyta; Lycopodiopsida; Selaginellales; Selaginellaceae.